AAGCCCCAGUGGAGCAAGCUUUCCCCCUGCUGGGGGAGUCGCGUGACGCCUGCAGAUUAUCUAAGAGCUCGCGCACAGGGACAUAUACAGUCCAUCAUGAGUGCUGCUAUGAAUUUUAAAAAAUGCGGCUCUGUGCUGAUUACUGGAGCCAGCCGGGGCCUCGGGCUGCAGUUAGUGGACAGUCUGGCAAGUGGACAGUUUUCACCUGGAAAGAUAAUAGCCACGUGCAGAAACCCUGGUAACGCACAGAAACUUCAGGAACUGGCAGAGAAGCAUCCCAACAUCCACAUAAUCACUUUGGAUGUAGUGAACCAGGAGAGCAUAGAGAAGUCUGUAGAAGAGGUGAGCAAGCUGGUGCAAGAAGAAGGUCUGAACUGCCUGAUCAACAAUGCGGGCAUCAAAGUGGUGGCCGACUUUCAUUCUGUUACCGCCGAGAUGAUGAUAGAAAACUUCCACACCAACACUGUGGCUCCUCUAAUGAUCACUAAGGCUUAUCUGCCUCUUCUAAAGAAAGCUGCGUCCCGAGGAGGGGCAGGAGGCUCAGCUACAAUGGGAAUCCAGAGGGCAGCGGUUAUUAACGUGACCUCACUCCUGGGCUCUGUGGAGCUCGCCUGGGGUGAGAGAGCCAACAACUUCAAAUGGUACCCCUACAGGACAUCCAAGAGUGCCCUAAACAUGGUUAGUCGCUGCAUGGCUGUAGACCUAGAGCCAGAUGGGAUUCUCUGUAUGGCUAUACACCCCGGCUGGGUACGCACUGACAUGGGGGGGUCAGAGGCUCCACUGAGUCCCGAGGAUAGUAUUUCUUCCAUGUUGUCUGUGAUUGGAGGGCUAACUGAAAAGGACCAUGGCUCAUUUCUGAACUUUACAGGAGAGCAGAUACCUUGGUGAACUUGAUGUCCAUCAGUUAUGAGUAGGAUGACUGAGAAUUCUUAACUCAUCCUAAUGGUUAUUGCUUUUACACUAACUAUGCAAGAAUGAAUGUAACUAUGGCUUUUAUUGUGCUGCAUUCCACUUUAUAGGAGCGUAUCUACUAGAGAUGGACCGAUCCGAUAUUACGUAUCGGUAUCGUGCCAUCUCUAGUAUCUACUAGAGCUUUUUCCAAACCAUUUUGCUCUGUCCCCUUCAAAAAGUGCACUGAGCCCUGCGGUCAGGGAAGCGCAUGUUGUGUUGCUAAGAGAAAAUCACAGACUAGAGUUUACAAAUGUUAGCACAAACUCCAUGAACUUUUCAUCGCUUAGGGUGGGCCUGCUGUGUAUUUUUUGGGGCAAAAAAUAAAAAACUUUAUCUGCUACUUGUCUAGCUAGCUCACUAGCUUAUGACCCACUUUUUAGCCUUACUUUAUUAGACUUUUGGAUUGUCUUGCCGUGAAAUAACACCAGCCGUGGUGCAAAUGGGUUCUCGGUCCAUCAGUGUCUUCACAAUGAUUACAUGUACAACAGAUAUCCAAUAAAAUAUCCUACAUAGGGACUAGGUUAGCAGCAGUUUGCAGAUUUGCCCUUAAACCAUGGUAUGACGAUUAACGGCCGUAUGAUAUUUGCAUUUAAUUUGCCCAUAGUCAUCUUGGUUGCUUGGAGAACAGUUACAUCAAGCUAGUGCACUUCUCCUGUUUGCAUUCCUUAAAAAAAAAGAAGUAGGGUUUAUUAUUUAUUUAUUUUUAUUGAAAGGUUCUGCUGCUUUUCCCCUUAUUUUGUUUGCUCCAAUGGGAAACUGUAAAGAUGGAAGUCUUUUUACACAUAUUUGCUUUAAAAAUUGUUUCAAUUUUCAGUUCUAAUAAAUAAUUUAUUCAAACAAAA
Messenger RNA from Oreochromis aureus, 1793 nucleotides. RefSeq lists its product as uncharacterized. The record is from RefSeq and is a predicted model, not a curated record. The transcript has 6 exons. NCBI's taxonomy places the organism in Eukaryota, Metazoa, Chordata, Actinopteri, Cichliformes, Cichlidae. Bases 97 to 888 code for a protein of 263 amino acids.